Leptidea sinapis is the source of this 1020-nucleotide messenger RNA. RefSeq names its product general transcription factor 3C polypeptide 6. The record is from RefSeq and is a predicted model, not a curated record. Bases 443 to 901 code for a protein of 152 amino acids. Gene Ontology annotation, biological process: transcription by RNA polymerase III. The transcript has 3 exons. Lineage: Eukaryota; Metazoa; Arthropoda; Insecta; Lepidoptera; Pieridae. Gene Ontology annotation, cellular component: transcription factor TFIIIC complex.
CUAUGUUUACAUUUAUAUUUCACAGUGUUAGUAUUAUAAGAUUUAUAAUUUAUAUUAACCUCUUUAAACACAAAAGUUGAGCUCAUUAGAGUAAAUGUGUUCUGUGGGUCAGAGUAUUAUUACAUCCUUACGUUAAAUGCAAUUUACUAUAUACUUGUAAAUUUUAGAUAAAUAUUUAUUACCUUCACCUUCCUACAAGCACCCUACACGAAAUUAGGUUCCUUCGGAUACUUGAAAGAUGAAGAUUACAAGUUCAUAAUUCAUAUUGACCACUUUUCGUCCCGUGUUUCCUUUCUUCAAUAUUUUAUUGAUUUUUUAACCUAGUAUAGUAUUACUACUUAAACUUACUUUGUACUUAAAUAAAUUUAAAAAUUAAUUAAUAUAUUACUAUCAAUAUUUUCCUUACAUAAUAUUAUAAAUAUCUUUUUAAAAUACUAUAAGAAUGGAAGAUUCAGAAAUAGAAGAAGCAUAUGUUUAUGUGGAGUUUGAAGACAGUGUUAAUAUAGAGGGUUUUAAAAAUAUACACAUUUUGGGUAUUGAUACUAAGAAUCCUAUUAUCCAAUUAGAUGAUGCAUUUUUCAAAGGUACAUUUGAGAAUCCCUUCGGUACAUACAUGUUUUUUGAAGAGGAUCCAAUAGAAAAAAAAUCAGAUCCACUUUUUGAGAGAUCACCUGAAAUAAGCUUGAAGUAUCUAACAAAAACUAGAAAAUGUAUUAAGGCUGAGCAUAUUUAUGUCAAACAAAAAUAUGGAUCAGAACAAGAACAAAAAAAUGAUAAAUUUGAGGAAGACAUCAAACCUGUUACAUUUAGUUCUCUUGCUGAAGCGGUUGAUAUGUUUAAACAGGAAUUAUCUAGCAGUUCUGAAGAUGUACAAAGCAGCUGUAAUCCACAACAGUCAUAAUGUAGUCAUAUAUUGCAUGAAUAUUUUUUGUCACUAAUAAUAAUUAUUUAAAUUAUGUUGUAAACUUACAAAGUAUAUUUUAAUUUAUAUUAAAUGGAUAACUUAAAAUUUAUAGUUAA